AUGAGCAAAAUGCCUGCUGGGGAGGACGACCUUGUUGCCGACCCUCCAUCGGCCAUCAACCCAUACGAAGUCUUAGGGAUUGAUGAGAAAGCAACAGCAGAUCAGGUCAAGUCCGCGUACAGAAAGCAGGCCCUGAAACACCAUCCAGACAAGGCGGGCCCAGACUCGAAAGAUGAAGCGCACAAGAAGUUUCAGGAGAUUGCAUUCGCAUACGCUAUUCUUUCUGAUGAACGUCGACGAAAACGAUACGACACUACCGGCAACACGUCAGAGUCCUUAGACCUCGAGGAUGACGACUUCAGCUGGGUGGAUUUCUUCCGCGAACAGCUUUCUAGCAUGGUCGAUGGAGCGGUCAUUGAGAAGCUGAAAACUGAGUACCAAGGGUCGCAAGAGGAAAGGGAGGAUUUACUUGAAGCCUACGAGAAUUUUGAGGGGGACUUAGAUCGGGUGUAUGAAGAGGUGAUGCUCAGCAACGUGCUUGAGGACGACAAGCGGUUUCGCAAGAUUAUCAAGCAGGCGAUUCGCGACGGCGAAGUCCAAGAUUGGCCCAAGUUCUCGGAGGAGUCCGCAGCCCGGCGCAACCGAAGAGUCAAAGCAGCAAAACAGGAGGCAGAAGAGGCGAAGGAGCUGGCAAAAGAGCUGGGGGUGGAAGACAAACUAUUUGGCAAGCAGGACACGAAGCGGACGAACCAGGGCAACGCGGACGAGGAUGAUGACAGCGCGCUGCAAGCGCUGAUCCAGCAGCGCCAGAAGAGCCGGGGCGCCACCUUCCUGGCCAACCUCGAGGCGAAAUACGGGGGCGCGUCGCGAGGGGGGAAGGGCCAGAAGAGGGCGGCGGCGGACGCGAACGAGCCGCCCGAGGAGGCGUUCCGGGCGAAUCGGGCGCGGACAGCGACGAAAAAGAAGCAAAAAGCCGGUUGA
Molecule: messenger RNA, 921 nt
Organism: Ophidiomyces ophidiicola
Lineage: Eukaryota; Fungi; Ascomycota; Eurotiomycetes; Onygenales; Onygenaceae
Exons: 2
Coding region: 1-921 (306 amino acids)
Cellular component (GO): nucleus; cytoplasm
Molecular function (GO): heat shock protein binding
Source: RefSeq, a predicted model, not a curated record